Molecule: messenger RNA, 225 nt
Organism: Opisthorchis viverrini
Lineage: Eukaryota; Metazoa; Platyhelminthes; Trematoda; Opisthorchiida; Opisthorchiidae
Exons: 2
Coding region: 1-225 (74 amino acids)
Source: RefSeq, a predicted model, not a curated record
AUGUCAACGGAUGAAAGGGGAUAUUUCAGGGCAACUCGCCCCAUGGAACUUAUCCCUGUAUCGGAGAUCGAAUAUGAGCGAAAGCCAAAAUUAUACUUACCUUUGACCACGGCAACACCACCUUUUGUUGCAACUAUAAGUGUACUGACCAACGCCAAAAAGUGUGCCCAAUCAACGUCAUCAAGUGAUCCCCAUGUUUGCGGUAACGCCGCAGAAGAAAUUUGA